AUGCAAGUAGAAACUCAGGAAGAACGAGGAGAAACCGCCUCUCCAGUAGGCGAAAUACAACCAUUGAGGUGCUUGCUUCUGUGCGAAGCAGCGGCUCCUGACUUCCAUCAAGUAUGGAACUUAAUGAGAGCCAGGAGCUGGAAGCCUCGGCCCUCAGAUGCCUCUCUCCGAUGCCAUGACUUGUGGACCUGCUCACUCCUGGUUCCCGAGUGCCGUCUUUGGGACCCAGUCCAUGUGUUCCUGACCCCUGUUGUACCACAGAGGCCAUUCUAUAACCUGGACACAAUGUUUGUACGAGGAUUGAAGAGAAAAUGUUUUGAUGGUGAAGAAGAUAUUGAAGGAACUCUGGCUGGUAUUAAGGCUAUUCCUUCAUAUAAUCUUCAGCGACAGUCACUUUUAGAUAUGUCCUUGGUUAAACUCCAGCUUUGUCACAUGCUGGUUGAACCUAACCUUUGUCGUUCAGUACUUAUAGCCAACACAGUACGACAGAUUCAAGAGGAAAUGACCCAAGAUGGGACUUGGCAGAUGAUAAAUACACAGAGUACAGGGCAGACAUCCUUGGAUCGUCUUGUUUCAACGGAUAUCCUCUGCCGUUCAUCCAGGGAACAAGCUGAGGGAAAGCAGGUUCCAGGUUACAGUAAUUUCAGUAAAGACUUUGAGGAUGACCAGGCACAAGACAGUUCAGAAACUAUGUCAACAUCUUCUUCGGUGCAAGCUUCAAGAAACCUGCAAAGCAAUGUAUGGGAAAUGGAGAAUCCACAAGAAAACAGAGGAAACUUUCAAAAAUCAUUAGAUCAAAUAUUUGAGACACUGGAGAGUAAGAGUCCUAAUUCUGUUGAAGAUCUGUUUUCAGAAGUUGACAAUUCUUACUAUGAUCUUGAUACAAUGUUAACAGGAAUGAUGAGCAACACAAAAAUGGGACACUGUGAUGGGCUUGAAACAUUUUCUUCUCCAACAGCUGCACCUUCUAACUCUAAUUGUAAAUCUGAUCUUAACGAGCUUGAUCAUAUUGUGGAAAUCCUUGUUGAAUCUUGAGACUACUUGCCUAGGAGAUUAAAAAAAAUUGUUAACGGAAAUGAGACUUGAACUAUUUCAACAUAUUUUUUUCUAUCAAAUCUGCACGUGUAUUUUACAAAUACCUAUAUAUUAUAUAGAUACAUAUGAGAAAAAGCACUUCAUAUUGCAAAAUAGUGUUAACUCUUAAAGUUAACCUGCAACUUGUAGUGUAAUAAUUCCAGUUUAUUGUCCAUUGAACUGUAAGUACUCAAGGUUAAACAUCUAAGUUUGAGGUCUGAGGUUUUCAAAACUGGGUUCUUUUUGCCAAUUUGUUUUAGCCUUUGGAGGAUAUGUGCAGCAAGAGGGAUUCAUCUUUCCUUUUCAUAUCCUUCCCUCGGUUUAAAAAAUAUAUAUAUAUAAACAUAGACAUUGGGUAACUUGAUUUUCUAUUUUCCUUGGUUUCCAGGCCAACACUUUGUUACACCACAUUUCCUACUAUAUCUGCUGCUUCUGUUGUAGGUCGCUACAUGGCUCUUAAAGAGCAAUAUGCAAUAGUUCCCAUUAUCUUAGCAUGUUCUGGGUUUUGCUACUAUUUUUCCUUUAAAAAUAGUUUUAAAGUGUUUAUUGAUGUUUAGAUUUUUUCCAGGUAUUUUCCUAAAAUAUUUUUUUACUACAAAUGUUGUCAGCUGCUAACUUAGUAACUUUUGAUCAUAUCUGCAGUUGAUGUAUUUUUUGAAAGAUUUUUCAAAAAGGGAUGUUUUUUACCAUGAGCUACCCAAUGUAGUUCAGUAAAGUGUUUGUAAAUGUAAAUAUAUGAUUUUAUACUUUACAUUAAAAUGUAAGAGCUGUUUUCAUGAUUCUGUUUUAUAGAGUAGUACUUUACUAAAUUGAGAAUUGUACAAUUAUGCUUUUUAUGCCACAUAGUUGAGUGUUAUUAGAGGAAGAACUCUGAUCCAGCUAGAUACAGUUACAUUUAAUUCAGUUCAGACCGUAUUUUUUGUUAACUGCAAACGUAAAUUACAUAGGUUUUUAUUUAUGUGUAUUUAUAUGUAAAUGUCAUCAAGUGAAUUGUUUAUCACUGAAGUCUGCCAUCAAAUAUUUGUUUAUAUAGGAUAACUAUCUUGCACUAAUUACAACGAGAAGUGUUACUAGUGGCCUUUAACUCAACUCUUAUGUCUUGUCAUAAUUGGUAUGCUCCAAGGUUUUCCUCUUGCCUUUUUUUUUUUUAAUAAGAAAGAAUAAUAAGUGUGGGAUGGUGUUCCUUUCUUUAAGUAGUUGUGCAUUUGUUUUGGAGGGUGUAUAACUAAUCUUAUUCCUAAGAGACUUUUUUGGAAGGGAUGGAUCAAGUAUCAUAUAUUAUUUUGUAACAAAACGACAAGCAUUUAUCUUCACAAAUUGGUACUGGGAAGAGAUCUAAACUAGUAGGGAUAUAGAAAAGGGGGAAAAGAUUCCUAGGUUUCUGGAAUGUUUUAGCAUUGGUUAUGGAAGGGGGAGACAUCCACCAGUAACUUGAUAGCUUUUAUAGUCUUGUGUCCAGUGGGUCAGUGAAUAGGAACAGAGCACAUUUCUCUAUUAGACUCUGUAUUUGCACAAGUGACCUCACCUACUAUGUGCUAUCUCUUCUAGAUUCUCAAAUCCCUGAAAUAUUGGGGGAGCUGAGCUUAUGAUUUCAACAAGUGCUUUAGAGGCAGCUUCCAGUAAGGGAGGGGAAAAUAACAUUGUUUUGCUGAAUUUUUCUACUUGGUAGUUGAAUGCAUGCUAACUCAGUUGUGUGAAACCGUGCAGUUGGUGCAAGUCUUUAGUGAGUUUAAAAAUGGUUUUUGUAUAAAACUGAUCUUUAUUUGCUGUAGUAGUUAAACAUUAGUUCCUUAAUUAAAGCUUGAUAAUAA
Rhea pennata is the source of this 2885-nucleotide messenger RNA. It is a transcript of the gene CDCA4, whose product is annotated as cell division cycle associated 4. Gene Ontology annotation, molecular function: transcription regulator activity. Gene Ontology annotation, cellular component: nucleus. The record is from RefSeq and is a predicted model, not a curated record. NCBI's taxonomy places the organism in Eukaryota, Metazoa, Chordata, Aves, Rheiformes, Rheidae.